This is a messenger RNA of Ostertagia ostertagi, 2055 nucleotides long. NCBI's taxonomy places the organism in Eukaryota, Metazoa, Nematoda, Chromadorea, Rhabditida, Trichostrongylidae. The record is from the annotation of a GenBank genome assembly.
AUGUCGGUUAGCCAAGGAAGUGUAAAGCUAGAACAUCAAGGCAAUGUCGCAGUGAUCAAAAUGGACAUCGCCAACGCGAAGGAAAACGUUCUUAAUGAAGCGUUGAGCAAGGAGCUUCAAGAUGCUUUCGAAAAGGUGGGACGCGAUGAGUCUGUAAAGUCGGUCGUUCUGAUGUCAGGCAAGCCAAAUAGUUUCAUUGCUGGCGCCGAUGUUACAAUGCUGAAAAACGCAAAGACACCCUCGGAUGGAUCGAAUAUUUCUAGGAAAGCACAGGAACAGUUUGAGAAACUAGAAAAGUCAGGGAAACCGAUUGUAGCGGCUAUUAUGGGAAGUUGUAUGGGCGGUGGUCUGGAAUUGGCAAUGUCAUGUCAUUACCGAAUCGCCGUGAACGAUAAGAAGACUCAGCUUGCGUUACCGGAAGUAAUGCUAGGACUUCUUCCUGGGGCUGGUGGCACCCAGCGAUUGCCAAAACUCGUAUCGAUUCAGAAUGCCCUCGACAUGAUGUUAACAGGAAAGAAAGUGAAAGCUGAUAAGGCCAAGAAGAUAGGACUGGUAGAUUCGGUAGUCCAACCGCUUGGAGAUGGUAUCCUUCCUGCUGCUGAAAAUACUCACAAAUAUCUAGAGAAAAUUGCCGUAGACACAGCUCGCCAGAUAGCUGAUGGAUCGUUGAAAGUGACCAGAGUGCGACCCUUGGUCGAGCGGCUGAUGAAUAAGGCCAUGACGAACUCCUUCGUGCUUGACAAAUUGGUUAUGAAAAUGGCUAAAGAUAAGUGCUUCGGUGAGCUUACUCAAUCAUACCAGUCGAAAGCUCUAAUUGGACUCUUCAAUGGAUCUACGGAAUGCAAAAAGAACAAAUAUGGUGAAGGCAGACCUGUCAAGGAGGUGGCUGUGGUUGGAGCAGGCCUUAUGGGUGCUGGCAUAGCAAAUGUCACGAUUGAUAAAGGACUUAGGUGCGUCUUGCUGGAUAUGAACGAGCAGGGCCUCGAACGUGGUGAAAACCAGAUAAUCACUCAGCUCAAUGGUCAAGUUAAGCGAAAGAAGAUCAACAAAUUGGAGAAAGAGCGAAUGGUCUCGAAUUUGGUAGCGUCGUGCGAUUACUCGUCCAUGAAGAACUCCGAUAUUGUCAUUGAAGCGGUAUUCGAGGACCUGGCCUUGAAGCACAAAGUUAUCAAGCAGAUUGAAGGAAUAGUUGGCCCUAAUACAAUUAUUGCGUCAAACACGUCCGCUCUUCCCAUCAAGGAGAUUGCUAAGGCGUCUGCUCGCCCAGAGAAGGUUAUUGGUAUGCACUACUUCUCACCCGUGGACAAAAUGCAACUCCUGGAGAUCAUCGUUCAUGACGGAACUGCAAAGGAAACGCUAGCUACAGCCGCACAGCUUGGUUUAAAACAGGGCAAGCUUGUGGUUGUUGUCAAGGAUUGUCCCGGAUUCUUUGUUGUACGUUGUCUUGGUCCAAUGAUGUCAGAGGUAAUCCGAAUGUUGCAAGAAGGUGUUUCGCCCCCGGCCUUGGACAAGCUCACAAAGCAGUUUGGUUUCCCUGUCGGAGCAGCGACAUUGGCCGAUGAAGUUGGACUGGACGUAUCCGCACACGUUGCACAAUUUCUGGGUCAAGCGCUAGGACCAAGGGUUCGCGGUGGCUCAGCAGAUUUGCUGUCUGACAUGAUCAAUGCCGGAUUCAAGGGCAGGAAGACGAACAAAGGUAUUUAUGUUUACCAAGACAAAGGCAAGAAGAAGGUUAAUGAGGAGUCGACGAAGAUCCUCCAGAAAUAUCAACUGAAGGCCCCUGAGAAUUGCUCAUCGGUAGAAGAUCAGCAAUUGCGUCUAGCAUCACGUUUCGUCAACGAGGCUCUUUUGUGCCUCGAAGAAGGAGUCAUCGCAAGCCCGAGUGACGGUGACAUUGCGUCAGUAUUCGGCGUUGGUUUCCCACCAUUCUGGGGUGGACCAUUCCGUUUUGUCGACCUAUAUGGUGCACAGAAACUCGUCACGGCUAUGGAAAAGUUUGGCUCCGCCUACUCAGCUGAACAGAGUGCUCCAAGCCGACUUCUCCAAACAUGCUAA